Messenger RNA from Labeo rohita (rohu), 3213 nucleotides. RefSeq names its product oxysterol binding protein-like 2b (gene osbpl2b). NCBI's taxonomy places the organism in Eukaryota, Metazoa, Chordata, Actinopteri, Cypriniformes, Cyprinidae. Gene Ontology annotation, cellular component: intracellular membrane-bounded organelle; cytosol; membrane. The transcript is spliced from 13 exons. Gene Ontology annotation, molecular function: cholesterol binding. The record is from RefSeq and is a predicted model, not a curated record. The coding region runs from base 212 to 1711 and encodes 499 amino acids.
CCAUAACAUUGUCUUCCGGCUGUGUGUCAAGCCCUUCAGCAGCAGCAGCAGAAGCAGCCCAGCAGCAUCAUCCCUGCCCAAGAGAAGCGAAAUCCAGCCGUCAUCACAGGUGUCCGUUUUGGAUGUGGUUGUGUUAACAAGUCUCCAGAGACGAGAAAAGAAAAUAGAGACCAUGUUUUAGAGACCCCGUGUUGGCAACCCAGUUUCUACAAUGAACAAUGAAGACGAGUUCUAUGAUGCCGUCACAGGCUUGGAUUCAGACGAGUCGUGUGAAGGCACGUCAGAAGCCAGUUUUAAAGAUGCUGUAGUGUAUGACAGCGCUCAGAAGAACAAUGGAGCGGUUCCUCAGGAGAACGGAAUUAAGAAGCACAGGUCAUCUCUUCCUGCCCCCAUGUUCUCCAGGAAUGAUUUUAGUGUAUGGAGCAUUCUCAAGAAAUGCAUUGGACUGGAGCUGUCCAAGAUCACCAUGCCCAUUGUGUUCAAUGAGCCCCUGAGCUUUCUACAGAGAAUCUCUGAGUAUAUGGAGCACACAUACCUCAUCCAGAAAGCCUGCUCACAGUCUGACUCUAUAGAGAGGAUGCAGACGAUAGCUGCCUUCGCUGUGUCUGCAGUCGCUUCUCAGUGGGACAGAACUGGAAAACCUUUCAACCCACUUUUAGGAGAAACCUAUGAACUCACACGAGAGGAUCAGGGUUUCAGACUAAUCUCAGAGCAGGUGAGUCACCAUCCGCCAAUCAGUGCGUUUCACACUGAGAGUCUGACAGGCGACUUUGUGUUCCAUGGCUCCAUCUACCCCAAACUCAAGUUCUGGGGCAAAAGUGUGGAGGCAGAACCUAAAGGGACCAUCACGCUAGAGCUUCACAAGCAUAAAGAGGCAUACACAUGGACAAACCCUUUCUGCUGUGUACACAAUAUAAUUCUUGGUAAACUGUGGAUUGAACAGUACGGCACCGUAGAAAUCGUCAACCACAGUACUGGAGAGAAAUGCGUGCUGAACUUUAAACCCUGUGGGAUGUUUGGAAAGGAGCUGCACAGAGUUGAAGGUUACAUCCAGGAUAAGAGUAAGAAGAAGCGCUGUGUGAUCUAUGGAAAAUGGACAGAGUGUAUGUGGAGCGUCGACCCACAGGUGUACGAGGCCCAUCGGAAGUUUGACAAGAAAGGAACGACGGACACUAGAAAACAGAAACAGGAGGAGACAGAAUCCGUCAACGAGGAUGCCGAUGAAAUGCCCGAGGUACAGGAGACUGUGGCAGUGAUUCCUGGUAGCACAUUAUUGUGGAGAAUAUCAUCUAGACCACCUUAUUCAGCAGAGAUGUAUAACUUCACCAAUUUUGCCAUGACGCUGAAUGAGCUGGUGCCUGGCAUGGAAGGAGUGCUGGCACCAACAGACUGCCGCCUACGGCCUGAUAUCAGAGCCAUGGAGAACGGCAACAUAGAUGAAGCCAGCAGAGAAAAGGAGAGACUGGAAGAGAAGCAGAGAGCAGCUCGUAAAGAGCGAGCCAAAGAUGGCGAAGAGUGGUCGACUAGGUUAGUUUUGCUCCUUUUUAUAGUUUUUGUGCGUGUUUGUUAUGCCCAUUUUUUUUUUUUAACCUCUCCUACUGUUUUCAGGUGGUUUCAGUUAGGCACAAAUCCAUACACAGGAUCACAGGACUGGAUUUACAGUGGCGGCUACUUUGAUAGGAAAUACACAGACUGUCCUGAUAUCUACUGAUGAGGAGGUGCAGAUUCAAAGGGCAAAGAUUUUGUCACCUCCUCCUUCUCUCUUUCUCUCACAAUACAGCAACCCUCUACACGAUGCUCACAUUAACACAGAGCUGCCUCCAUCUUCAGCACUUGUGUUUACAAUUGUGCUUUUGCCCUUUGGAAGCGUCUUCUCUCACAUCCCAUCGACCUUUUAGGUUUCAUCAGUGGAGGAACAGCAGUAGGAGAACCAGUUUGCCUUUUUCUGCCUUUGAACGUACAAACCCCUCAUCAGAGCUCUAGUCAGUGACGCUGGAGCUCAAUAUAGAUGUAGUUAUAUCACCAAUUCAAUGUGACUCUGAAGUGCUCUGGCCAUUUUCCAUGUACAGUAGGUGUUAAACGUUUUGAGUUGGGCAAGCACUGAGCCACCUCUGAUCCAGCUGUAAGUAGAGCGUAAAGGUGAUCAAGCAUUAAUGUAAUAACGACAGUAAUAAUGUUUAGUGAAUGAUGAUGAAUGUUAAUAAUGAACUAUGGGUGCGUGUAGAUGUGUGUGUGGCAAUUACUGUAAAAAGCCAUAGAUUUUGUUUUAAUUGGUACAAUAUUUUGCUUUCAUUCAAAUUAAACUUUACAUAAAAUAGCCUCAUCGUGCGUUCAUUAUGGUGAGGUGUUUUAAAAAUGGCCUCAAAGCUUUUUCUUUAUUCUUUCACUUCGCAGAGACUCAUGGGAUGUAAAAUAGGCUGAUUGUACCGACAUUAAUCUGUUGUUUCAUAAUGCUCUGUUGACAUACUGUAAAUGCACAGUUUGCUGUCACACUAAAUUGUUCCUCGAGCACUAUCUGUUAAAUUUGUUUUAUGAAAAGUAGUGUCAUAGGUUGUUCUGUCCACUGGCAUUUGCAUCUGUUAUCACUGUUGUCAAACAUAGACAUGUACACUGUGUAUUUGAGAAACUGACCAAAUCUAUGCAACUCAUCCAACUGCUCAAACCCAACCUCUUAAUGAACGUAUAGAAUGGCAGCUUAUGUAAGUGUAAAUAUAACAUGCAUCUCAUCUGAGAGAAGAUUUCCUGCCUGUAGAUGCCAUGAAAAGUAUUUGACAUCUAAUCAUAUUCUCAUUCAGACUAUAAAAGCGAUUCUUUUUAUGUAGAGACAAAUGGGCGGGUUUGAAGCACACCGAUGCAACCGUUGUUGCUCUUCUCAAGUACACAAAUGUGUUUUAUUUCCCACAGUGCCUGACUUUGAAUUCGUCUGUGAGUCACUAGUCUUAAUCUUGAGAUGUUUGUAUUUCCACUUGACGGUGUUUUAAGUUUAUUGGAAUAUUUUAUUUGGUUUUUCUAACCACCUCUUGUCAGAGUACUAAACGUGCAACAGGAAUGGCAAGAUAUAGUCUGCAUCUAUUAGAUACACGUGACAUUCAGUACACUACUUGUUUUGCAUCCUGUAUUGUAUCUGUUUCUUCAUUAAAUGUACAUUUGAUCAUUUGAAAACUAGCGUUAUAAAACUAAUAUUCCACAAUUAAACUAUAGAUUUUAUUUUUA